AUGCCAGAAAAGGAACAGAAGGUGCUCCAGCACAUCUUAUCUUUGCCAGAGGAUAGGCUCAAGCAAAUCCGCGGUAAACCUCAGGAAGUACUUAAGCUCAUUGAUGACUUUAGCGAAAAUGUUGAGUCAUUGAUGAAUAUCGGCCCCUACAAGGGCAAACUUAUUGUUGACAAAAUCAAGGAGAAGAAGCCCAAGAUCAUGGUAGAAUUGGGAGGCUAUGUUGGAUACUCGGCUAUUUUGUUUGGUAGUAGUUUACCAGACGAUCCUUCGCUGCACUACUAUAGUUUGGAACUCAACGAGGAGUUUGCCAAUAUCUCCCGUCAGCUUAUAGAUCUAGCUGGGUUGCUGCAUAGAGUGUCGAUCAUUGUAGGUAAGGCGUCGAGCUCACUUGUAGAAAUGGUAGAUCAUUUUGAAGAGGGCAAUAAAGGCUACUUUUCGUUUGACUUCAUCUUCAUCGACCAUUGGAAGGAUAUGUAUGUUCCUGAUCUCCGUGUGCUUGAGUCGCUUACAUUGAUAUCACCAGGUACCAUUAUUGUAGCCGACAAUAUCUACUACCCGGGAGCUCCUGAUUAUGUUAAGUAUAUCCAGGGCCUGCCAGAGGAGAGAAGGGACCAUAAUUACACAGUUACCAACGUUGCAGCUCCAGAAUUCCAGGGCAGGUGGAAUAUACUUUACAAAUCCGAGACGAUUCCAGUCAAGAAUCCCAAAUCGGGAACCGAAGAUGCCAUUGAGGUAACCGAAUGCGUGGAAUACCUCAAUGGUUAG
Messenger RNA from Scheffersomyces stipitis CBS 6054, 765 nucleotides. RefSeq lists its product as uncharacterized. The coding region runs from base 1 to 765 and encodes 254 amino acids. Gene Ontology annotation, molecular function: O-methyltransferase activity. The record is from RefSeq and is a predicted model, not a curated record. The transcript has a single exon. Lineage: Eukaryota; Fungi; Ascomycota; Pichiomycetes; Serinales; Debaryomycetaceae.